Molecule: messenger RNA, 4010 nt
Organism: Mobula hypostoma (lesser devil ray)
Lineage: Eukaryota; Metazoa; Chordata; Chondrichthyes; Myliobatiformes; Myliobatidae
Gene: dis3l2
Product: DIS3 like 3'-5' exoribonuclease 2
Exons: 21
Coding region: 131-3580 (1149 amino acids)
Biological process (GO): miRNA catabolic process
Cellular component (GO): P-body
Molecular function (GO): RNA binding; 3'-5'-RNA exonuclease activity
Source: RefSeq, a predicted model, not a curated record
UUCUUUCCUGGGACGCUGGGUUGUCCGUGUCUGCUGAGAGGAGCGGUUGGAGGGGUUUGCGCCGCUUUCUGCACACGUCGGCUUUGUCCUGUCUUCAUUCGGUGUCUUUUAUGAUAACCAACGUCACCAAAUGGAUCAUUUAGGACAAACAAAGGACUCACCUUCUUACGAUGCAAAAUUCUGUUGUCCACCAAAAAAUGCUUAUUCUAGGCUGGUAAACCAGCACCAUAGUGGUAGGUUUAGAGCAUACCUAAACAGGUUUUCUCAUCUGGUUAAUUAUAUUGAUAAAAAUGAUGAAAGUGCAAUUAUUCCUGAAGUUGAUUUGAAUCCUUCAGUAGUAAAAGAGGAGCGACAAAAGGAUGUUAAUAAUCAUCAACAAAGUCUGGAAAAUAAAAAAUGCAGUCACUCUGCAUCAGCUGAGGACAUUGGUUGUGAUGCCUUAUUUCCAAACUCAUCUGUUAAUAUUUUGGAAAAUAUUGGAGAUGCUGCCGAAAAUGUAAUGCCUGACUCUCACAAUAAACAGGAGCAUGGAUUGACAAUUCAAAAGCAAAGCAAGCCAAAAGAAACCACCACCGGCCAGGCUGAAAAUACUGAAUUGGGAAGUGAAGUGAUGUUCAAAGAAAUAAGGCCUAAAUCAAUCCAUUCAAAAACACCUAAGGGCAGUCAGAAAGCGCUUGCUAUAUCAGUGACUGCAAAUGAUCAUAAUCAGUGUUCUCAGAUUGCAUUAUCAAUGCCUAAACCAUCUUUAGACAACUGUGCUCAAAGUGUUGAUACAGAGAGAACAGAAAAUGAUGGACAAAUGAUUAACGAAAUGGUAAUGCAAAAUAAUAAGAAAAAGAGAAAUCGAAGAAGAAGCAAAGGUAAAGUGGAUGCAGGCUUGGGUGUAACUCAUUGUUCAGAUGGAGUCUGGCUUGCAGAUGAAGUUGCUGCACUUGACUUGGAAUCUGCUCAUUUGGAGAAAGACAAUAUCGACCAUAUGCAAAUGGGAAACUUAUCUGCACGUUCAAAUGUCAGUGAUAAAUGGAAUAAAAGUCCUUUGUCAGUGGCAAAUCGAAAUAGAAGUCGCCAAGGGAGGAGGAAGAAGAUUUUUGAAACCUACUUGCCAACCAAUGAAGUUUCAACUGGUUUAAAGAGAGGAGAACUUGUACAGGGUGUACUGAGAAUUAAUCCCAAGAACUAUCAGGAAGCCUUUAUUCCCUCCACUGAUGGAGCUCGAGAUAUUUUUAUCGAUGGCGUCAUUUCUCGAAAUAGAGCUUUGAAUGGUGAUGUUGUGGUGGUAAAAGUCCUGCCCAGGGAACAGUGGAAAAUUAUUGUGCCAGAGAGGAAUGGCUUAGAAGCUAAUGCACCUGCUCAAUCUGAUGUGCCUGGUGAAAUUAUUAAUGUUAGCUCUGAGGCUCUUCCAGAUCAGGAUAAAGUUAAUAUGGUUGUGGAGAGUCCUGAUGUUAUUAUUGAAGAACAAUAUGACAGCCAUGAUGAGAAUGUGGAUGGAACUUCUGAUUUGCUGAAAGAUGCACGUGCUGAUGACGUUAGCAAGACAAACCCCAGUGCUUCAGGAAAGGCCACUGGUUCUGAUGGAUUACAACCUGAUGAUGGUUUCAUCAGAAUGCAAACUUCAACACAGGAUAAGUUUUGCAAAAUGGCUGCAAAUGAUUCGAGAAAUCAUCCAGAUAGGUUCCUUCAAAAAACUGGCAAGGUCGUUUACAUUGUGGAGAAGAAACAUUCCAGAGCUGUGACAGGAUUCAUCAAGCCAUUUACUAAUAAAAAUAAUGACCUUUACAAGGAAUGCAUUAUAUUUUCACCUGUUGAUCAUAGAGUACCUAGAAUCUUGGUGCCAAUGGAAGAUUGUCCAGAAGACUUCAUGACUAGACCAGGAGAUUAUGCGAACAUUCUGUUUAUUUGCCGCAUUGUGGACUGGAAAUAUGAUAGCAAUUUUGCGUCUGGGCGUUUGACCAGAAGUCUGGGGCAAGCUGGUGAAAUUGAACCUGAAACUGAAGGCAUCCUUAUAGAAUAUGAUGUGGAUUUCUCGGAUUUCCCUGCUGAAGUUCUGGAAUGUCUACCAAAAUCUCGACCAUGGACGAUCCCAAGUGAAGAACUUAGAGACCGUAAAGAUUUACGGAAUGAAUGCAUAUUCACAAUUGAUCCAGUGACUGCAAGAGAUUUGGAUGAUGCAUUAUCUUGCCGUGAGCUCCCUGAUGGAAACAUGGAGGUUGGAGUGCAUAUUGCAGAUGUGAGUUACUUUGUUCGUGAAGGGACUGCCGUUGAUGAAAUUGCCAGCAAGAGGGCAACCAGUGUCUACCUAGUUCAGAAGGUUAUCCCAAUGCUUCCAAGAUUCCUUUGUGAAGAACUUUGCAGUUUGAAUCCAAUGGAGGAUAAGCUAACCUUCUCUAUCAUUUGGACGUUGACUCCUCAAGGAAAGAUACUGAGUCAGUGGUAUGGGCGAACCAUUAUUUGUUCCUGCGUAAAGCUGAGUUAUAACCAUGCACAAAGCAUUAUUGAGGAUCCCGAAAAGAUAUUAACCCCUGAUGAACUGCCACCCAUUUCACCUGAUCAUAGUAUUGCUGAAGUAAAGGCUGCAGUCAUCAAUCUUCAUAACAUUGCUAAACAGCUUCGUAAGCAAAGGUUUGACAGCGGUGCUUUACGCUUGGACCAGUUGAAGAUUGCCUUUACCUUGGACAAAGAGACAGGAAUGCCUCAAGGAUGCUAUGUUUAUCAGUAUAAAGACAGCAACAAAUUGGUCGAAGAAUUCAUGUUACUGGCAAACAUGGCUGUAGCGCACAGCAUCUACAAUUUAUUUCCAGAGCAAGCUUUGCUACGUCGCCAUCCGUCACCUCAAACAAAAAUGCUCGAUGAUCUUAUGAAGUUGUGUGAUCAGCUGGGACUUGAAAUCGACUUCAGCUCUGCAGGCGCAUUGCAUACGAGCUUAAAUAAAACACUAGGAACAGAUCAAUAUUCUGUCGCCAGGAAAGAAGUUCUGACCCAUAUGUGUGCUCGACCAAUGCAGAUGGCACAAUAUUUCUGCACUGGAGCCCUUCACGAUGAAGCAUUAUUCCACCAUUAUGCACUCAAUGUGCCUUUCUAUACGCACUUCACUUCUCCUAUUCGCCGUUACGCCGAUAUCAUUGUUCAUCGACUACUUGCUGCAUCGAUUGGUUCUGCUGAACAGGUUAGCCUUAAUAAAAAUGAAAUUCAGAGACAAGCUGAACAUUGCAAUCAGAAAAAAAGUGCUUCGAAAAAAGUGCAAGAGCUUAGCACUGACAUAUUUUUCUCUGUUUUUGUGAAGGAAUGUGGCCCCCUGGAAUCUGAAGCCAUGGUGAUGGGGGUUUUGGAUCAGUCGUUUGAUGUAUUGGUUCUACGAUAUGGUAUCCAGAAACGAAUCUACUGUAAUGGUCUUCCUCUCCAAGGAUUUACUUUUCAGAGAGUAGGAAAGAGCCCUGAACUAAGAUUGAUGUGGGAACCAGAGAUGCCGGAUCAAAAACCACUUUGUCAGGUAAUAACGAUUUUUGCAUUGGUGGAAGUGGCCUUGAAAUCGGACAGCACAGCUCUCAAGUUCAGCGCCAUUCUCAAAAAACCAGCCUCCUGAGUGAAGAAAUCUCUACUGAAGGAUCCUGCUGAAACCAAAUAAUUUGUUAACCUAGAAGUUAUUUUAUUAAUGCAGAAACCAUUGUGUAAAAAUUAAACAUUUUAAUAAUAAUUUUAAGUUUUGAUUUAGCUGCACAGUACCGUUAUAGUGAAUUUUAUUAGGAUCAUAAAUGUAUGUAUGUGUGUAAUAUAUAACUUCUGAUGUGCAGUGUUUUGCAUAAACUUUUACUAUUAUUUGUUUUAUGGUUUUAUGCAAUGUUUAGGUUAGAGAAUAGCAAAGGUAUUUGACAAUUGAAGCAUGGUAAACUUGAACUGACGUUGCAGCCAAAUCUUGUUUUGUGUUAAAUAUGAUUCCAAACCAGCCUUAUAUGUAAAGUGAUGGGACUUUCAGCUGUAACAUAUUCAGUGCAAAUAAUAAAACCAAGGCUGGC